Vespa crabro (European hornet) is the source of this 901-nucleotide messenger RNA. RefSeq lists its product as uncharacterized. The record is from RefSeq and is a predicted model, not a curated record. Lineage: Eukaryota; Metazoa; Arthropoda; Insecta; Hymenoptera; Vespidae. Bases 185 to 901 code for a protein of 238 amino acids. The transcript has 2 exons.
UUUAAAGAAAUAUGAUUCCUUCUUUUACGAAGAUUCCAACCAUCCAGAAAGUUUGUCAGGCAGUCUACAAGGAAGUCUCUCCGCAAGUAUUCCCAACAGUAUACCUGGAAGCAUACCUGCCAGCAUUUCUGCGGCUAUACCCGGUACCAUAUCAACUGGCAUACCUACGAACAUUCCUACUACGAUGGAGUUUGCACAAACUUUCCAACAACCGACUCAAAUUCGUCCUUUACAAACAAGUGUCACACCUUAUUCCGGGAUGCAGUUGCAGCUGGGUGGAUUCGGUGGAAUAGAUUAUGGUCUUCGCUCGAGUAGUCCUGAGGCAAGACCAAUGGAGCUUGGCAUUGCAAAAGUGGGUUUGGCUGUGCGAGAAUUUCCGAGGCCGCAGAAUCCCACAUUCGCAAAGGUGAAUCCACAGUGUGUAAUCGCUUGUAAACAAUACGUAGCAAUCAAUCUUAAAAGAGCACAUUUGUCGAGGCUUUGUCACGAUAGAUUUUCUAGACAUUUUCGAACUAAACGACUGAUAUAUCAACGAGAAUUUCAUCGAGAUUUAUUUACGAGAGUUUAUCAAUUUUUGGCUAUCAUUAGAUAUUUACAGGAUAAUAAUAAUAAUAAUAAUAAUAAUAAUAAUAAUAAUAAUAAUUCUGUACGAUUAGAUAAUAUUAACGAAAAUUCUUUUUCUUUUUCUCUCGUGUUAUUUUUAUCUUUUUAUACUAACCGAGAUCAAAAACGUGUUCUAUACAAAUUUAAUCUUUUCUCUCUCUUUUUCUUUUUUUUCUUUCAAGUGACAUUGAAGAAGAAAUUCAUUGAAUGUACCCGCAUAAAUUGCAAACCAGUAUCUUGUAGUUACGUGGCGUAUCGUACAGAGAUUUUUUGUACUUUUUUCGUGAGGAUUUUUUAA